Molecule: messenger RNA, 843 nt
Organism: Coccomyxa subellipsoidea C-169
Lineage: Eukaryota; Viridiplantae; Chlorophyta; Trebouxiophyceae; Coccomyxaceae
Product: DUF833-domain-containing protein
Exons: 6
Coding region: 1-843 (280 amino acids)
Source: RefSeq, a predicted model, not a curated record
AUGUGCACGUCACUGUUUACGUUCGACGUGCAUCCUGGCAUCCUGUUCCUUUUGACUUUCAACAGAGAUGAGUACUACGACAGGCCCACGAAGGAGGCACAUUUUUGGGAUGAUGCGCCCGAGAUCCUGGCUGGCAGAGACCUCAAGGGAGGGGGUACAUGGCUGGGUAUCACAAAGACUGGCCGCUUUGCGCUUUUGACAAACUUUCGAGAGCCUGGUUUUGGCAGCGUCAAGGGGACAAGCCGUGGGGCGCUGACUGUCGAUUUCCUGAGAGGAGAGCAGUCUCCAUUGGAGUACCUGAAGGGCCUGAACGCGCAGGCUUUCAAUGGCGUCAAUCUGAUAGUGGGAGAUCUCAAGGCCAAGAGUGUGGCAUACCUGACCAAUCGGGGUAAAAUUGAGGAGCUCAAGCAUCCACAGGAGCUGCCGGCAGGCUUAUAUGGGAUCAGCAAUGGAGUCCUGGGAGACAGAUGGGUCAAGGUGGUGCGGGGCAAGGAAAAGCUGAGCAGCUUGGAAGGGGAUUUGGCGGAGGGGCAUGUGCCAUGGGAGAUCAUAAUGGGGGACAUCAUGGGCGACAGGGAACGCGUCACAGACGAUGCGCAGCUGCCGGACACUGGAAUUCCGGCGCAUUACGAGCGCAUCCUGAGCUCCAUCUUCGUGGAACCUGCUGAGAUGCCGGAUGGGCCAUAUGGGACUCGCAGCCAGACAGUGGUGGUAGUGUGGCGCGACGGAAGGGUGGAGUUCAGAGAGCGUUCUAGAGGAGCAACUGAUGACUGGACUGAGGUGGAGCAUGGUUUCAGCAUAGAAGGCAUGGGCAAUGACAUGUGCUGGGCAAAAGAGGCUUGA